AGAUCAGGCAUCUAGAGAGGCCGCACGACGUUGAUAACUAGGGGCCUCGCAAACACACUGCUCUACACACAUACAACUGAAGAUGGCGGAUGUGUUGAGUGUUCUUCGUCAGUAUAACAUCCAGAAAAAGGAGAUUGUUGCUAAAGGAGAUGAAGUUAUAUUUGGGGAGUUCUCCUGGCCCAAGAAUGUCAAGACCAACUACAUAAUCUGGGGUACUGGUAAAGAGGGGCAGCCCAAAGAGUACUAUACCUUGGACUCUAUCUUGUUCUUUCUCAACAAUGUGCACCUGCCGCAUCCAUCCUAUGUGCAAAGAGCUGCAACAGAGAACAUCCGUGCUGUCAGACGACCUGAUCGAAAGGACUUGCGUACAUAUCUUAAUGGCGAGAGCUCCACGUCAACGAGCAUCGACAGAAGUGCGCCCAUAGAAAUAGGUCUGCAAAGCCGGACACAAGUCAGAAGAGAAGCUGAUGAGGCAUUUUCUGAAGCCAAAAAACCAAGAGUUGAGAUGGCGGAUGUGUUGAGUGUUCUUCGUCAGUAUAACAUCCAGAAAAAGGAGAUUGUUGCUAAAGGAGAUGAAGUUAUAUUUGGGGAGUUCUCCUGGCCCAAGAAUGUCAAGACCAACUACAUAAUCUCGGGUACUGGUAAAGAGGGGCAGCCCAAAGAGUACUAUACCUUGGACUCUAUCUUGUUCUUUCUCAACAAUGUGCACCUGCCGCAUCCAUCCUAUGUGCGAAGAGCUGCAACAGAGAACAUCCGUGCUGUCAGACGACCUGAUCGAAAGGACUUGCGUACAUAUCUUAAUGGCGAGAGCUCCACGUCAACGAGCAUCGACAGAAGUGCGCCCAUGGAAAUAGGUCUGCAAAGCCGGACACAAGUCAGAAGAGAAGCUGAUGAGGCAUCUUCUGAAGCCAAAAAAAACAAGAGUUGAGGAUGAGGAAUGUGUGUGUCUGGCUGCCCGUCUAGAGGACCAUAAAGAAGGCAAUGUGCAAAGCUGGUGAUGUGUGGCCUGACUUACAUUGGAAUUGCCAUCUCAGACACAGAAGACCGGGGUUUGCUGACCAUCUCUGGCUUCAACCUUGGAGUUUUAGUGUCAUUCGUAAUUUGGCUGAUCUGAUCUGAUAAGAUUUCUGGGACUUUUCCUGAGUAAUGUAAUGAGUGUAGAAUAUGAAGGCCAAUUCAACAUUUGUAGCAAGAGGUUGGCAGGUUAAGGGGAACAAUGCAUGAGUCACAGUUAUAGGGUGUUUGCAGAUGUAGGUUUACUUCGGGGGGAUUACCUGUAGUCUUCAACAUGCAUCUAUGGUAUGAGUUAGCAAGUUUAAUGUAGAGAUACUUAACAUCAAUGAAAGAGAAACCUGAAACAAAGCACACAAAGUCAAUGGUAAAACUUGGAGUUGCUUUUUAUUGUGUUAAUUUCACAGAUUUCUUAGAUCAGAAAAGUGUUUUUCAAGUAUUAACAUCUUGGAUUCCUUUUACACAGUCUUUGCUUUAGCUUAGCCACAAAUUUUAGUUGUUCUAACAUUUGUUUGACCCUAAGCCCAGUUUAUUGUUUUAAAGCUGAGUUUUCUGUUUUCUUCUCGUGAGGUUAUACUUUAAAAGAAAUGUGGUGACACUUUUUAUAAAGUAAAUUUGAAUUCAGUUUUAACAACACACUAAUGCCAAUGUUUGGGAUUUUUUUUGUGUGUGUAAAAAGUUUGUGUUUCAGUCUGAAUUCUCUGCAUCAGAAUUUACAUUUUACUGUAAGAAAGUACUGUAAUAAGCUUUACUUAUCACGGUGUCAUUUCGUCUUCAUAAACAAAAGAACAAUAAACUGACCAUGUAACUGUGAAGGAUGUUUGUCCCAACAUGCUGAUGUUUUCAUUUUUAAUUUUAAAGCAACAUCCAACAUAUAAAAUAUUUAUAACAUGACUGUUGACACAGCGUUUUAGGAGAUGGACAUGAGAUUUGGUCGUUCUCAAGUGUUUCACAACCAUUCUGUUGUAUCUGUCCUGCUUAACAUGUACCUACUGUAGCGGCGAUGUAAAGCCCUUCCUAAUAAACAACUUGCUGCUCUGGAAA
Molecule: messenger RNA, 2055 nt
Organism: Maylandia zebra (zebra mbuna)
Lineage: Eukaryota; Metazoa; Chordata; Actinopteri; Cichliformes; Cichlidae
Product: parafibromin
Biological process (GO): positive regulation of transcription elongation by RNA polymerase II; transcription elongation by RNA polymerase II
Cellular component (GO): Cdc73/Paf1 complex
Molecular function (GO): RNA polymerase II complex binding
Source: RefSeq, a predicted model, not a curated record